Messenger RNA from Oryzias melastigma (Indian medaka), 1948 nucleotides. RefSeq lists its product as uncharacterized. The transcript is spliced from 8 exons. Gene Ontology annotation, cellular component: nucleus. Bases 1211 to 1948 code for a protein of 245 amino acids. The record is from RefSeq and is a predicted model, not a curated record. Lineage: Eukaryota; Metazoa; Chordata; Actinopteri; Beloniformes; Adrianichthyidae.
GUUAUAGAAAUUAAAACACCUUCAUGUUGACUUGACAGAAAUAAAACGAUUAACGUUCUCUUCCAUUUGAAGCUCAUCUUGCACACUAAACUGUCGGACAGUCAGUUUUUUUUCACAUUUAAAAUCUUAAAAACUGAUAGUUCUGAAAUGUUUUUGUAUCAUUUUUAAAGGGGUUUCCUAAUGUUUGUGUGGCAAGGAAAAGGCUGAGCUUCCUCUGUUUGAUGACGCACCUGGUACAAGCCAAUUAGGUAGUCUACCAGGUGUGUAUUUAAAGGGCUUGCGCAGGGUCAUUCUGAUGAUCGACACAUUGCUGCAGACUGCGCAGAUCCCAAGUGAGGCUGGAUCCUGUGUUAGGCGCUUUGUAAGCGGCAUUGUUGUUGCCGGGCCACAUAGCGCAAACAAAGUGGAUUGACGGCGUUGCGUGCCCCCCGCUCCUUCUCUGCACUGGUUGCUGCGGUGUUGGGCGGCAGCUCUUCCCUGGCUGCUGCAGGUGUCCGCAGGCUUUCCAAACUUUACGUCAUUUCAGCACGCUUGGCCACCUUGUCUGAUCACGUUGGUGACUGACUCCACCCCUUUGCUAAAGGCUGCUGCUUUGCUUGAUCUUUUGUUCUGGUGUCCAGGCUUGACAGUGUCUUCCUGCGCUGAAGACCUGAUCCAUCGGCAUCCACCAGAAGGAACUGUAUUUUAUGAAAAUCAUUUUUAAUUCAUUUUAUUUGUCAUUUUUAUUUUUAUCUGGAGUUGUUCUGGUGUUGUGGAGCCCUGUCCUUUCUGCGUUCUCACAACAAUCUGUUGGAUUCUGCAGGGACUCCACGACCCGCACUGAAACAAAGUCGACUCCUUAUUUUUAAUUUUUCUUUUCUUUUUGUCUUAACUUUUCAAGUCAUUUGUAGUUGUUUUCCUUGUCUUUUAUUGCAGAAGUUGGGAGUCAGGAAGUAGCAGCAGGUGGUGGUUCCUGUGUGUUCCGGCUUGGCCGUCACGUGUGUGUGUUUGCUCACCCAGGGGCCCGUUCCAAGAAGCAGGUUCAACAAAUGGAGUUCGAACCUGAACUAAGAGUCACUGGACUCAAAAUCUGUGAACUUGGAGUUUUGGGUUUCUGAACAGCUGAAAAUGUUUGAGUCAAUCAACUUGAAGUUGUUGGAACCAGAAUCAGGUGCGAGCGCCACGACCAUUAAAAGCCCUGAUCAAUGGAGCAAAGACAGCACGAUUCACCAUGGCAAUGGGAGCAAACACUAGCAGAGCAGCAUACUUCACGCCGUCAGAAAUUGACAUGCUCCUGCAGGCAUAUGCUGACUACGAGCCUGUUUUCCGGAGGAAAAGCAACACUGCUGCAGCAGCUAAACAGAGAGAGUCGGCGUGGGAGGAAAUCGCUGCCAGAGUUAAUGCGUGCAAUCCAGCAGGCAUAAAGAGGACCUGGCAGCAGUUGAAAAUGAAAUAUAAAAACAUAAUCCAAAAAGCCAACAGAAAGAGGGCAGACGCCAGAAAAACUGGAGGAGGACCUGCCCCCCCACCACUGACGGAGGCAGAGGAGAUGGCCCUCAGCAUCAACACAGGGAGACCAAUGGCUGACGGGAUUCCUGGGGGGAGUUCUUCUGAGGGAGCCACUCCACUCGACAUGAGGGCAUAUGUCUCAUAUUCUGCUGGCAACAUCUCCCUUUUGGAGCCUCCUACCACAGCAGAACCUCUGGCUGUUGACUGUGACGACAUUGAAACUAUGUCAGCCACAGAGAGAUCAACAGAGAGUGUGGGAGAACGGAAUGAUGAGGCUCCAACAACCUCAGCAGCUCAGAUGAGCUCAUUGCCAGUGAGGGAUUUAUACAGGUUAAGUCUUCUCAAACAGAUAGAGAAGCAUGACAAAGAGAGCACAUUACUGGACCGUCAGAUUGAGAAGACAGAUCUUGAGAUCCUGAUUCUAAAACACAAACUAGAGGAAAUAAAUGGAUCCAAAUAA